Tachysurus vachellii is the source of this 525-nucleotide messenger RNA. RefSeq names its product cytochrome c oxidase subunit 6C-1. Gene Ontology annotation, biological process: mitochondrial electron transport, cytochrome c to oxygen. The transcript is spliced from 4 exons. Bases 148 to 378 code for a protein of 76 amino acids. The record is from RefSeq and is a predicted model, not a curated record. Lineage: Eukaryota; Metazoa; Chordata; Actinopteri; Siluriformes; Bagridae.
AAGUUCACUAAAGAUAGGCGGGUCCAUCACCUCCCGUGAUGCUUUGCACUUGGGUAUUUUGGCCCUUGCGAGGUUCCGUAGUACAUCGCGCUGGUCUUGAUUACUGGACGUUUUCUGUGAAGGUCGUGCAUCAAAAGAUCAAUCAGCAUGUCUCUUCCUAAGCCUCAGAUGAGAGGUCUCCUCGCAAAAAGGUUGAGGUUUCAUCUGCCCAUUGCUUUUGGGUUGGCUCUGUUUGCAGCGGCUACAUUCAAGUUCACAGUCACAGAGCCACGGAAACAGGCUUAUGCUGACUUUUACAAGCAGUAUGAUGCCAUGAAGGAGUUUAACAGUAUGAAGGAGGCUGGGGUUUUUGAGAGUGUAAGGCCCUCUGGUGAAUAGAUUGAUGGUGCUUCAGUCUCUGCACUUCAGUUUUUUUCCUGCUCCUUACUGGAUGUUAAAUAUAUUAUAAACAUACAAAUAAACCAUUGUCAACUUCUGUACCUGUGCAGUAAUUUCUUAAGCCAGUAAAAAUGUCUUUUUACCCAC